Pisolithus orientalis is the source of this 1707-nucleotide messenger RNA. RefSeq names its product cyclic nucleotide-binding-like protein. The transcript is spliced from 2 exons. Gene Ontology annotation, molecular function: cAMP-dependent protein kinase regulator activity. Gene Ontology annotation, cellular component: nucleus; cAMP-dependent protein kinase complex. The coding region runs from base 73 to 1602 and encodes 509 amino acids. The record is from RefSeq and is a predicted model, not a curated record. NCBI's taxonomy places the organism in Eukaryota, Fungi, Basidiomycota, Agaricomycetes, Boletales, Pisolithaceae. Gene Ontology annotation, biological process: regulation of protein phosphorylation.
GCUCAGCGCUCGAGCCUCACAGCAAUAAAGCAAGCCAGGUUGUAUACGCUACCCGUCGCAUCGUCCAACCCAAUGGCUUUACAGUCGACUUUCGAUUCCCUCAUAGCUGAUCUGACCCGUGACGCGCACCGUGUACAGCCAAAAGAUGCGCUCCAAUUCUGUGCUAACUGGUUUAACAUGCGUCUAGAGGAGCAGCGUACGCGUAUGCGGGACGUACUUGGCCAGCUCGUUCAACGCGGUCGUCCGUCUAUGCACGAAAUUCCCGAAGAACUUUAUACUGAUUCCCCCCUUUAUUUCUCCUCCCGCAAUUCCACGCCUACACCUGUCUCUUCGUUUGCCCGUCGCCCGUCCACUCUCCCCACCAAUCCCUCCUCUAGACCUUUCGGCACUUUGAACGUACCCGGAAAUGCCUUACUCUCCGGGGACAACAACGGUGCCGGUGUCAGCAGCACCCCGGAUUUCCCAUCCUUCUCAUUUGAACCUCGUGAAGUUCCCCCAACCUCUCCUCAUUCCACGGAUCCAAAUUCCUUUGCAAGGUUUGAUGUGGGGCAUGCGCCUAGAUCAUCUUUCCCAGUUUCGGGAAUCACGAAUGACUAUUUACGAGCACAUGCUUCCACUAUGUCCCGCCGUGCAUCUGUUAGUGCAGAACCUAUCGAUGUCGAGAACGGCAACGACGAUCCACCGCCCGUCUUCCCAAAGACUCCUGAGCAGCUCCGUCGUAUUAAAGCAUCCAUCGCGAAUAACUUCAUUUUCCGUGAUCUUGACGAAGAACAGGAGACUGGCGUUCUCAAUGCUAUGAAAGAAGUUCAUGUGAAAAAGGAUGAAGUUGUCAUCCGUCAGGGAGACGUCGGUGACUAUUUCUACGUCGUCGAGUCCGGUCUUUUCUACUGCUACAUCCACCCGGAACCUCUGCCUCCCGCUUGGCCCCCCGCAGAUGCGCCGUCCUCAACAAAACUCGCGCAUCCAGGACAUCACGUUGUCUACGGGCGGAAGGUCGUGGAGUGUAAACCUGGAAGCUCGUUCGGUGAACUCGCUCUCAUGUACGGUCACCCUCGGGCAGCUACUGUGCAAGCCAUCGAGCCCUCAACGGUCUGGGUGUUGGAUCGCAUCACCUUUCGCACCAUCAUUUUAAAGGCUGCCUACAGACGGCGGACUAUGUACGAGCACUUUCUUUCGACGGUUCCACUCCUGUCGUCUCUCGAACCAGUCGAGAGGAGCAAGAUCGCCGAUACCCUCUAUAGCAGGGUAUACCAGGAUGGCGAGCCAGUGGUCAGCCAAGGAGAUAUGGGGGAUACUUUCUUCUUCAUAGAAGAAGGAGAAGCGGUUGUGACCAAGACACAGGAGUUCGUUGAGGGUGAGCGGCGUGAAGUCACUGUGGGUCACCUCAAGAAAGGCGAUUAUUUUGGCGAGUUAUCUCUCCUUCGCCUUGAACCAAGGGCUGCGACCGUUAGUGCUGUAACCAGGAGCGAUCCUUCGCAGUCGAAGCUCAAAGUCGCUGCUCUGGAUGCCCACGCGUUUACACGCCUGCUGGGUCCACUCCGGGAUCUUAUGGAGAGGAGAGCCGGGGAAAAUUAUGGAAUCAUUACUAGAAGGACCCAUUAGAAUACCCGAAAAACGUCUCUGAGGGGGGCUGAUUACAAUGUCUUGUAUUUACCCUGUGUAUCAAGUCGUCACCUUGUUUGUCUAAUAGUUGUCAAUUCCCGGCUC